GCAGAGAACAUAGAAAAGAGGAUUUAUGUAUGUAAUGAGUGCAAGAAAGCUUUUUUUCAUAGCUCAGCCCUAAAAGUCUAUCAGAGAAUUCACACAGGAGAGAAGCCUUAUCAAUGUAACAAGUGUGGGAAAUCCUUCUAUGCAAAAUCAAACUUCAGUCAUCUUCAGAGAACUCACACAGGGGAGAAACCAUAUGAAUGUAGAGAUUGUGGGAAAUCCUUCUGUGUGAAAUCAAACCUAACUAAACAUCAGAAAACACAUACAGGGGAGAAACCUUUCAAAUGUAAUGAAUGUGGGAAAACUUUCUUACGAAAGUCACAAUUUGCUGACUAUCAGAGAACACACACAGGGGAGAAAUCCUAUGAAUGUAACGAAUGUGGAAAAUCCUUCUACUAUAAGUCAGCUCUACACAUACUUCAAGGGAAGUAUACAGAAGAGAAACCUUAUAAAUGUACUGAGUGUGGGAAAUCCUUCUGCUAUAAGUCAGCCCUAAUUAUACAUCAGUUAUCUCAUACAGGGAAGAAACCCUGUGAUUGUAAUGAAUGUAAAAAAACCUUCUGUGUGAAGUCAAAUCUCACUAAACAUCAGAAAAUUCACACUGGUUUGAAACCAUAUGAAUGUAAUGAGUGUGGCAGAUCCUUCUUUAUGAAUUCAGUCCUCAUUGUACAUCAAAGAAUUCACACGAAGGAGAAACCCUACAGAUGCAAUGAAUGUGAGAAGUCCUACAAAAAGUCAGCCCUCACUAAACAUCAGAAAAUUCACACGGGAGAAACCACAUGAAUGUAAUGAAUGUGAGAAAGGCUUUCAUAUGAAAUCAACCUUAAUUAUACACCAGGGAACUCACACUGGAGAGAAACCCUUUAAAUGUAAUGAUGUGAAAAGUCACUCUAUGUGAAGUCACUUCUCAGUAUUCAUCAGAGAAAUCACAUGG
Molecule: messenger RNA, 931 nt
Organism: Ceratotherium simum simum (southern white rhinoceros)
Lineage: Eukaryota; Metazoa; Chordata; Mammalia; Perissodactyla; Rhinocerotidae
Source: RefSeq, a predicted model, not a curated record